Molecule: messenger RNA, 5618 nt
Organism: Pocillopora meandrina
Lineage: Eukaryota; Metazoa; Cnidaria; Anthozoa; Scleractinia; Pocilloporidae
Source: the annotation of a GenBank genome assembly
AUGCUUGGCAAAGAACAAGAGUACAUCAUGAGCUUAAAUUCAGAGCACACAAGACCUGGGCUGUCGACGAUGGACAUCAAACAGAAAACUAAAACGAAAGCUGAGAAAACUUUCGAAGAACUGGUUGAAGAAUCUCUUCGUCUACCUGAAUUAAGCCCCUCCAGUCAACUCCCUCUAAGUAUGACAGAAAUACUCCGAAACUCGCAGAAAAAAAAGGACGUUUCUACUAAAUUACCGCAGAUAAAUGGUGGAAAAGUUCAGUUAGUUGCUACCAGCGACCCGUUAGCGAGCGAGAAGAAAAGGAAACGUAGAAACAAAUCAAAAACAAAUCGGCCUAAAAGACCUUCGCCACACUGCUUCUCGUCCGAUGAUGCGAAUGCCAAGAUGCGCGUGACUCAAUGUGUUAAGCCGUCAGUAGGCUUAAAAGACAAUAACCACCUGAACGCUACAACGAACACGGAGAAAGAGCAAUGGAAGAAAAAUAUGCAUACGAGGCACAGUAAACGGCGAAUUGCCGAGGAAUCAGAGAGUAUGAGCGUGUCACUGACAGUUGCAACUUACCACCAUUAAAAGAGCAAACACAAAUCAUUUGUUUAUCAUGGCAUGGCUUAUGAAAACAAUAUUCGCUCGCAAAAAUUUCGUGGAUGACUUCUUCAUUUGCGGUCGCUUCAUGGCGAGCUUCAGUUUGAGAAGCAAAUGGUUUGGAUACGAAAUAUUCAGAACUUGAACUCAGCACCGCCGAAAGUCUGCAGGUAGAUUUCUGACAGCCAAGAAUUCUGCGCAAACGUAACGCCACCGAAAAGUCAUGAAGAACAAGUUCAUCCUAACCAGUUUGUUACGGCAAACCUGGCAUUUUUACAUAACAUCUUUGUUAGUCAUCCUAGUAAAUAAUAUAAUGACUCGACUUAGAACUCGCAGUAUUUCGAUAUCGUAUGUCUUAGAGGCAGAGAGAUCGCUUUUCGUUCUCCUUCGAAGAAAUAUUUAUAGCAUUACGCAAAACCAGAGACACACUCUUGUUUCUGAAAAUCAACUAUUUCACGAUUAAGUCUUCAACGUAGCAUAACAAGGUCUCAAAAUUGAGAGGACUGGCUUACAAGAUAAAAGGACAAUCAAUCAAAGCUUGAAUUAAGAUGCUUUGUUUUCCUUCAGAGGUGUUGCGGGAGAUAGUUAAUUCUAUUGAAUAACCGUCGAUGUAUAUUGCUGAAACGGAGUAAAGAAUGGUAUUCUUAAUUAUUGAAGCGUGCAAUCUUUUGACCAUGUUAAAGAAAGAGGAUGUAUUCCAAUUUGAACUUUAAAUCCAAUUAAUUUUGAAACGUUUAGUAAGUUGCACGUUAAGUAAUUGUGCGAUAUUUAAUUAAAUUUCAAAGGUUUUAUAAAGUAUUCAGCUUUUCUAAAUCAUUGUCACCACCUGAAAAAGGUUGCACAAUCUAUAGCCGUGUGUAAACGAUCACGGCUUGUGGAUUCGAAAACUGGGAGUAACAUCGGAAUAAAAAAGAUUUACGAGAUUACAGUCAGUAAUCCUUCAAUGUGGAUAAUGUAUUCAUAAUGAGAAUAUCAUGCGGUUUAGCAGAACACAGAUGGUAUGACAUACCUUUAAUUUGACGUUAUUUAUUAUCAUAAAUCUGUUGUUCGAUGUACUUUUCCAGUCAAGAUGUCUUCAUAAGUAUGUUAAGUUUUCUCUCAAUUAAUUACAAAAUAGAAACUUUCGGCUGCUCUACGAGGGUUUGAACUUUUCUUCGGUGUAAUCUUCAAGUACAUUUCUUACAUGCCGCUUUUCUUAUAUUGAAUUUACUCAAUCACUGAGUAAACUUAGGAGAAGUGAGGAUUUGAAAUCUUCCGAAGACGUUUGGCCUCGCUUCCUUUCGACAGAAAGUCGCGUUAAAUUCUUUGAAAUCACGAAAACAGCUUUCCACGGAGUGUUUCACUUUUUAAGGGAGCCAUGACACCAUUUGUGUCUAUUGAAAAUUUUCGUCUAAAGUUUUCCGACUUGCAUUUGCAGUAAGCAGUAGCCAAUGAGUGGCUUAGAGUCCUUCAACAUGAGGUGGCAAGUGGCUUUUCAUGUUUGGAUUUAUGUUUCAGCGAUCUCUUCCUAUCGAACUGAAGCGUAGCGAGGGAAAGAAUUCCUACCAAGCUACAAUACCUGAACAUCCGAAAUGCAAAAUGGAUUAGGAUUUUUGCGGUUUUUGAUAUAAUUCCCUGUUUAAUGAUAUACAAGCAAAAAUAUCAGCAAGCUCGUUAGCUGGGAGGGAUGAAUGCGUUAUUUUUGUCUAUGGGGGGAGGAAGAGAGGUUCUAAGUUGACCCAUCCAUUGAAAGGUUUUCGAUCCUGACAAAUCACGACGUAUGUAGCUCGCAGUGUCUGAUUCAGACGGCGAGCGAGUUUUAAAGUGGUUUCCUGUACGUGGUUUUUGGUUAACAACACGAUUUCUCGAGCAAUUUGGUAUAAAUAAGCACUUGUUUCAAAGACUACAAAUUGCACCCGCCCUACGUGUUGUCUUGAAAAAAAUUACUCGUGCGAAUUGAAAUCAAACUGCACUCGAAAUCAUGUUAUUAUCUAUACAAACAGUGAGCGACAAGACGAACAAGCCGCCCUAUGUAAAGAUCAGCAGGUAAUGAAUAUAGCUUCCAUGUGGUUAGCAGCAUGACGUACAAUGGUGAUUUGAUUCGUAAAUUCAGUCAGCCCACGAUAUAGAGAAUGUGCAUUUAUGAUUUUUUCCCCUUUUCGAUUUAUAAUUCGAGCCAAGCCAUGAAUCAUCUUUACUCAAUUAACACAAAAGUUCGAACUUCAUUUCGGAUUUUCAAAGUUUCGCCACGGAGACUAAUCCCAAGUUUAAACGGGAUGAUACUAAAAGCGUGAAUGAGGAUCGGGGACUGGGUAAUGGAUAACGAGGGGUGGGGAAAACGAGGAAUGGAGACUGGAGAAUGGGGAGUGGGGAGUGGGGAAUGGAGAAUGGUAAAUGGAGAAUGGGUAGUGGGGAAUGGGAAAUGUAAGAAGAAGAUUGAGGGCUGAGGAAUGAGGAAUGGGAAAUUAUACUACUAAUAAACGAGGGCCCAAAAUUCUCGAUUUUUUUAAAAUUAUUUGACUCGAAUAUCAACAUUUUGAGAAAAUCAAAUAAUAUUAGAUCCACAGGCACUGAGGACCACAAUUUAAGAAUAGCAAUUUUAGAACCACAAAAAUGGAAGAAGUAUGCCUGAGAGACCAUGUGGUUUCAUAUCUGCUGCUAAAAAAGUAAAGAAAAAAACUUACUUAUCAUCACGUUUCGAGAUUCCUGAGAGAAAUCGUCUUUUCAAUAAUUGUCUUCAAACGUGCUAAUGAACCGACCUGGUAGGCCACCAUUUUGAAAACAACUCUGUUACCAGGUCACACGCGCUACAACAGCCGAAAUCAAGACGCCAGUUUGAGUACUUUAAGGAUGCGUUUCUCUGGCUACUUAUUAUUCAAAAAUGCUCUAUAAAGGAUAAAAAAAGGGUGGAUUGAGACUUGUUUAAGUUGUGUGGGCUAGUUUUCUAGCUCGUGUUAUAUUAAUUUUGGAAUUGUGGUAAAUUUUUCGUAGUCUCAAUACGCGUUCGAUGUCACACUUUUUAGUGGUGAAUAUAAAAACUAUGCUUACUUCUCCUUUUAUUAAGCAGAAGACUAUUUCUACUUCCCUCACAUUCGAGAGCCCUGGCAUUGCAUCGCUCGCGAAGUCAUCACUUUGCGCGUUACCUGAUCUUCUCCAAUAUGGGCAUCGAAGGCAGUUGACAAAACACGCACUUACUUUCACUCCUUCCUUUCGAAAAAAAUACAAAACAAGUCGAAAAAUCAAGAUGAUUAACCUUAAGUUAUUUGACACUAUUUAUUACACAGAUUUUCAGUGUCAAAAGUAAUCCAAGAUUAAUUUGGUUUUGCUUUUCUUCGCUAUAUAAAAUUGGUCCAGAAAAGUCGCUUCACUUUAUCAACCAAUCAGAUUCAAAACUGAAACCCAUCGCGACUGGUAACUAGCACUUUCCCGCGGUUGAAGGCUUUUAGCUGUUUACAUUUUCCUCUCUUCUGAUUGGCUGUUGUGACUUCCAUUGGUUUUGGUUUUACAACAUUCAAUUGAACGGCGCCCUGAUUGGUUUGUUUGCAAAAUGUUUAUCUCUUCAUCUUUACUUCUGGCUAAGAUUUCACUUAGUUGUCAGCUAUGUUGUCAAAAAAAGAGCUUUGUACUGAUGGCAUGUGUAUUAUGAAAAUUUUAGAAUUUUUGAUGAAAAUCGUGUCAUAGCCUCCCAUGAUCCCAGGUCGACCUUGUAACCUUCUUGUUUUGUAGUUAUCUCUAAAACUUUUUUCUGACUAAUUAGACUGAAUUCCCGCAAAUUCAUUCAAAUUAGAAAUAAUUUUGUAAAACGCGGAUAAAAAAGGCUUAACAGUACCGUGAAAUAAUUAUGCCACCGUUACCCAAAACCAUUAUCGUUUGGAUUCUAAUGGCUAUAAUCAACCCCGUUUCUACUAAAAUAAACAAAGAGAUGCCCUAAAACACUAACGAACAACUCAUUAGCUUAAAAGCUUGUUUAUUUCGUUCAAUAACCGAAGGAGCGGGCAAGAGAUUGGUAAAAAUGUAGUUCCAUUCCAGUACCUCCUGGUUAUGUUAAAAAUAGGCGGUCAAAGAAUCGCUCGAAGACAUCGUUCGCCGCCCUUAUUUCGCAAGGUUUCCGUACAAAGACAUUUCAAAAACUCGUUGGCAUAGCUAUACCGCAAUAGCUUUCUUUGUCUGGAUCGAAUGAAGUCCGUAAUGUACCAUCACUUAUUGCAGAUGAUUUAAUGUGUUUUUAACAAUAGAUGCUCUUGAGGAUUAAGACUCCAAACAAUUAUUUUUCAGCCUGUAAGAGAACUUAAUUGAACACGUGGUACAUGUGUAAAUGUUGUUUACUUAAAUAAUGAAACACGUAUCGACUGCAAUAUACCAAUGAUAUUGACCUAGUGGUAACACAGAUAUGGAUGGUUCGUAACUACUCGCUCGUUUUUAGCAAGUGUUCAACAAGGAAUGGUUUAGCUCCGGCGAUGAUUCCUAGCAUUUUCGUAGAGGCUCGUAAUGCUCCCUCGAGAACGACACAAAUGCCUUCAGAAACUUCGUUUCAGACAAAGAAAGAACUGUUCUCGAUCUACCUCCAAGAGGCAAAGUUGCGAAAAGAGUUGGAAACUCCGAUAGACGAUGACAAGCCAAAUCCGCUUAGGACCUACCAGAGAAUGGAACACGAACUCGCCGAGCGGCGCAAGUUUUUCUCGUUUAACGGCCUGACGAGGUGUAAGUCGCUACCUAGUAUUUACAACCCUACACUACACUCGCAGAGACAACAAUCAACAACAGCUUUUAAAAUGGAAUCAACAAUGCAUCCCUCCACACCUUCGAUAAAGGAACCAUUGUUUACCAAACGUGCAAAUUUGAGUUUGCAAGAAUUGGCCAAAAGUUUACGAGAUAUCAGCGAUGCUAAAAAGUCCGCGCCAAGCUUUAAAGCGGCACUGUCUUCACGCCCAGACGAUAAGGCGGUGAGAAAAAUUAAAUGCCGUCCGGGCUUAAGGAGAACAAAAUCGGAUUUGCCUGGAACAUCAAAACAACAAUGGAAGAUAACAAUUCAUAAGAGGCUACCAACGGUUAUUUGA